AUGAGGGUAUUCGAGUCGUUGAACUGCAUCCUCUGCAAGAGACCGUUUGUGCCGAUUGCGGGACAGCCUCGAUCUCCACGACUUUUGCUUUGUGGAUCGGCGAUUUGUCAUGAAUGUUUCGAGAAGGAAAAGUCGUUGAAGCAAGGGGAGAGGGAACAUAAAUGCGAUGGCGGUGAAGCAUGCUUCUACAAUUCCAACUUUGCUUACUGUGUGAUUGAUGUGCUAUCACAGGAUUGCUUCACUCUUUCGCCGAUUUUGGGCGGAUAUUUGCUUAUGAAGCCAUUGGUCAAUCCUGAAUGCCCAAUCUGUCACGAUGAAUAUUCGAACAAAGACGCUUCUAAGGAGGCUUUUUUUUUCGGUUGCAAUCACCUUGUAUGCACUGAAUGCUAUCAGAAAAGCAAAAUAACGAUUUUGAAGCAAAAUAACGAUAUCGCGACACGGGCUAAGACAAGUCGAGUCAUUAUGACAAGUGGAGAAAAUCGUCGGAAAGAUUGGUUGCAAGAUUUCUUAAAAGAAUUGCCUGAAAUGACAUGCCAAUUAGAAGAAAUGAAUAAAACUGGAUAUCGUUUUUGUGAUGAAUGCAAGAAAUUGGAUAUUGUUGACGAAAUGUAUCAUUGUAAUAAGUGCUUGUUGCAGCUAUGUGGCAACUGUACCUACAAGAAUCAUCGUUCACACAAGGCAAUCACACUUCUGCAAAAAGAGGCGAGUUUAAUGUCUCACGAGCUUUGCUAUCUUUCAAUCAGUGAGGUUCAAACGUACCAUCAAUUAUUUUCUGGGCUUCACAAGGAAUUGUCUGAUGGCCUUCAAGGAUUUGAUCAAAAGCUGUUGAAAAAGAAAAGAGAUCUCACAAAUGCGUCGACCUUUGAAGAUUUAAGAGAGAAACAUAAAAAGUGCACAGAACUGAAGACGGAUUUCGAGAAGUGCUCCGAAGAAUACAUGCCCCACGUACGCAAAUACGAAAAAAGAGUCCAAGAAUUGAUGAAAACUCUCGAUGAUGAUCCAAAU
This is a messenger RNA of Mesorhabditis belari, 1005 nucleotides long. Lineage: Eukaryota; Metazoa; Nematoda; Chromadorea; Rhabditida; Rhabditidae. The record is from the annotation of a GenBank genome assembly.